AUGUGGGUUUUCGUCGCGAAUAUCACCGAUGAGCUCAUCCUGGGACUGGACAUACUGCGCGCCUAUGAUGCUUCAGUGGAUAUAGGGAGCCAAACUCUGCGUCUGGCGGAAGAAGUAUCGCUAUGGAGUCCUAGGGCAGGACCCCGACCUUCGAGCUUAGUGGUGGCAAAUGGCCAUGUGAUACCCGCACGGAGCGAGGGAAUAGUUAUGGCUAAAAUGAAGAAUCAUCUGGGAGUAGAAAAUGGUCUAGUAGAACCAAACCCACAGGCCCACCCGCCUGAAGGAAUCUACGUAGCCAGGACCCUUGUUCAGGGCUGUCAAGAAGUACCAGUGAGGGUCAUGAAUGUUACCCACAAGGACCAAAAGCUCAGGAGAGGAUCUCCUCUGGCGCACUGUGAGCCAGUAACAUUCGUAGCUUUGCCCGAGGUUGGGCAGCCACCAGCACCAAGUGUAACACCGAAAUUAGCGGACGUGAUCACAGCCGCCAAGCCACACCUAAGCCCCGGAGAAUUUCAGGAUUUAGAGGAUCUCGUAUCCGAGUACGCCGAUAUCUUCGCACAAGACAAUGAAGAUUAUGGAAGGACAAACAGAGUAUAUCACCGCAUAGACACGGGAGAAGCCCGACCAAUUCGACAGCCACCGAGGAGAGUACCCCUGGCAAAACAAGCAGAAGUAAAGGAAAUGCUCGAAAACAUGCGAGGAUAG
Molecule: messenger RNA, 705 nt
Organism: Cryptotermes secundus
Lineage: Eukaryota; Metazoa; Arthropoda; Insecta; Blattodea; Kalotermitidae
Exons: 1
Coding region: 1-705 (234 amino acids)
Source: RefSeq, a predicted model, not a curated record